This is a messenger RNA of Vollenhovia emeryi, 3081 nucleotides long. It is a transcript of the gene PAN3, whose product is annotated as PAB-dependent poly(A)-specific ribonuclease subunit PAN3. Gene Ontology annotation, molecular function: protein kinase activity; ATP binding; poly(A) binding. The transcript is spliced from 9 exons. Gene Ontology annotation, cellular component: P-body; PAN complex. Lineage: Eukaryota; Metazoa; Arthropoda; Insecta; Hymenoptera; Formicidae. Gene Ontology annotation, biological process: mRNA processing; nuclear-transcribed mRNA poly(A) tail shortening; protein phosphorylation. The coding region runs from base 538 to 2364 and encodes 608 amino acids. The record is from RefSeq and is a predicted model, not a curated record.
CGCGGAUGGGUUAUGUGUUACGCUCGCGCCCGCCGUCGCCGGACGUUCCUCGGGCACGUCGCGUGUCGCGCCGAGCUCGAGACGAGCGGAGCGUCGCGUCCACGCGAGCGAGCGCGCGCGCGCGCGCGCGCUCCUUCCAUCAGCCUGUUGUCAAAAUCAGCUGCCAUUGCUGACUCUCCUUCUCUUUCUCUAUUUUCGCUCGCCAUGCCAGCCGUCGCAUCGGCGAUCUCGCGACGUUCGCGUCUCGCCCGCAGGGUCCGCUCCGGUCCGUCUCUUGGCGCUAUCGCGCCUUCGGGAGGAAACCGCCGAUAAACCGUCGCACACUUUCCUUGUGUACCGAUUGAUUCGCCGUCAAGGCUCGAGAGGUCGGAACCUCGAUUUAUAUCCGCAAAGCGAGGAGAAAGAGACGCCCCAAGGUAGAACGCUCGUCAAAGUUUGCGCGAGCGGCAAGUGGGUGGUGAAUUUAAUUAAGGACGAUAUAGAGGGCAAGGGUAGGAGAUAAGUACGAAAGUGGUAAAUGCAGUGGCUGAGGAAGCGAUGGACCCCACGUCGAUGUUCGUCACGUACACUCCUCAAACAAACGGAGUCCCGAUGGAGUCCAAGCUUGCUACCUACAUGAAUCGCCCGAGCGGCAUAGGCGUGAGCGCCAACUCGGUGACCAAGCACAUGUCCGGUCUUUCUCUGGAGCCGCAGAAGAAGGUAACUGCCAGUUCCGAGUUCGUGCCAGGGAGAGUCCUUACGGGCAGCAACAGCAGCUCGCCGAAUCUCUUUAACAACUCCUACACUCAUUCGCAAGAGAACGUAGGUGGCACUACAUACUUCUAUUUCGGCAACGCCGGCAGCGACGCUGUUGGAGCCGAGGAUGGCACCGAGGCCAUCGGACCCAUGGCAGCAGGGCACAUUGGCUACGUCUAUCCGGGCACACCCUCGCAUCUGCAGCCUGUGAAGACGACGAAGCCACCCUCGUCUAACAAUUCGUCCGCCCCCUCCACACCUCCCCCUCAGGCUGCCUCCAGCUUCUUCGUCGGCGACAGCUUGCGACUGGACAUCCUGCAGAAGAACGCGUUGACGUUGGCACAGCCCGAUAUAGUGCGGUUUCCCGACUUGCCCAACGAGGUUGACAAUUACCACGAGUUAUGUCCUUUAGAGCCAGUCCACAAGCCCGCCUCGACGGUCCUUGGAUAUCAAACUUCCACGUACAAGGCCACCAGUAUCAAGACUGGCACGCGAUACUGUUUACGUCGUAUUCAUGAUUUUCGGCUCGCCAACACCAAGUGCACGGUACUGGUCGAGAUGUGGAAGCGAUUGUCGCAUACAAAUCUGGUCCAGUUGAGAGAAGUCUUUACCACAAAGGCGUUCGGUGAUCAUUCCAUGGUUUUUGUAUACGAUUAUCACCCUGCCUCGGAGACAUUGCUGAAUAAACAUUUCGCCUCGACGGAGCUGAACGGUUACACCGACCCGUUCUCCUCGGAUCCCAACGCGCCACGGCCUUAUAGUCAUACCAAAAACACUAUUCUAAGACAGCAGCACAGUAGCAUGCUACCGGAAAGUGUUAUUUGGAGCUACAUUAUUCAACUCACUGCCGCAUUUCGUGUUAUUCAUGCCGCUGGUUUGGCGUACAGAUGCUUAGAUCCCACCAAGGUACUACUUACAUCGCGGACACGACUCCGUCUGAGUUGCGUCGCCAUUCCAGACGUGGUCACUCUAGAUGGGAACACCGCGAAUCCACUCACCCUCAUCCCACAUUAUCAGCAGGAAGAUUUAGUGGCACUCGGCAAGCUGGUCUUAGCGCUGGCAUGCCGGAGUCUACUCGCCGUCCACCGCGACAAUAUGUCAGCCUCCAUCGAGCUGAUCACACGUUCCUACUCCACCGACCUUCGAAAUCUUAUCCUGUACUUGCUGUCAAAUCAACCCCGUAAGAGUGUCACGGAUCUCAUGCCAAUGAUUGGUGCGCGGUUUUAUACGCAGUUGGAUGCCGCCCAGUUACGUUUGGAUGUUCUAGAGAAUGAACUCGCCAAGGAAUUGGAAAACGGACGGCUAUUUAAAUUACUGGUCAAGCUGGCGACCAUCAACGAAAGGCCGGAGCUUAAUAUGGAACCAACAUGGGCAGAGACGGGCGAUCGUUACAUGCUCAAAUUGUUUAGGGACUACGUGUUCCAUCAAGUGACAGCUGAUGGAAGGCCCUGGUUGGACUUUGCGCACGUUGUAGCUUGCUUGAAUAAGCUCGAUUCAGGCUCGCAGGACAAGAUAUGCCUCAUGUCUCGAGAUGAGCAGAGUGUUUUAGUGGUAAGUUAUGCGGAGCUACGGCAGUGUCUGGAAACGUCAUUUGGCGAACUGGUACAAUCUACAAAGGAUGCUGUUUAAGGAUGUGUCCUCGAUAGCGCAUACUCCGAACCAUAAAUGUGAUAUCAUCACUUAGCGGUACUAUCAUUUUACUCUUUAUGGAGAUACUGGAGAGUGAGAACUGUUGAAUUGAGUUUGGUGAUAUAAGAAAUAACGCGCAACUCAGUUUUUGUAUACAUGAUUUUGCUCGUCGAAUCGAUUAGAUACGAACGCAUUAUAAAUGCGUUGCAUUUAGGAUGUAAGACGUUAAAUUUUCGGGUCUUUAAGUCUUAAGGAUUUAUAGGGUCCUUAAAUCUUUGGGUUUUUGGAUUUUCCAGUUUGGAUCUUGGGAUCCUUAGGCAUAGGAAUUCUUUCGUUGAUAUGAUGAUCGGAUAUAUAAUUCUCAAAUAUGGAUUACAAAGUGGCGAGUUUAACGAUUCUUGCAUCCAGCCUGAACUCUUAGAAUUUCUGUGUCGAACGAUCCCGGGAUCUUUGGAGUUCUGAUCUCUUGGAAGUUUGAAGCGUGGGAAAGGUAUCAUGUGAUUUCGCGAAUCAGCGAGGAUUUGGAUUCGCUGUAAAGCCCAUUACGGUACUAUACAAAAUUGUACACAACUUAACAAUGCAGUAAACUCGUAAGGAAUCUUAAGACAACACCUAAACACGCUCGGUGUCUAGGAUAGAGACCUUAGUUUUUAGGAUACAGCAUUAAUGGUAAGCAUUAAUUUUGAAAUAAAUGUUUAUUUUUGAAAGCAAUCCUAA